Molecule: messenger RNA, 684 nt
Organism: Olea europaea var. sylvestris
Lineage: Eukaryota; Viridiplantae; Streptophyta; Magnoliopsida; Lamiales; Oleaceae
Product: oleosin 1-like
Exons: 1
Coding region: 68-499 (143 amino acids)
Biological process (GO): sexual reproduction; lipid storage
Cellular component (GO): membrane; extracellular region; monolayer-surrounded lipid storage body
Source: RefSeq, a predicted model, not a curated record
UUGUUUUUCAAUAAUUUUCACUUAUUUUGCACAAUUAAUUUUCAUUGACGACUUCAGGUUCGCAAAAAUGACUGAGCAGUACCACGACAGGCAGCAGCAACACUACCAGACUCUACCGCAGCGGUCCCAUCAGAUAGUGAAAGCCGUCACUGCUGCAACUGCUGGUGGUUCUCUCCUAGUCCUGUCUGGCUUGACUCUGGCUGGAACUGUGAUUGCUCUCGCUCUAGCCACUCCUUUGCUUGUAAUUUUCAGUCCGGUGCUGGUACCGGCAGCCAUAACGAUUUUCUUGGUGUGCUCGGGUUUCCUUGCUUCUGGUGGAUUUGGAGUGGCGGCUGUUAGUGUUCUGUCGUGGAUUUAUCGAUACGUCACCGGAAAACACCCUCCUGGUGCAGAGCAGCUUGAUCAGGCGCAGACGAAGCUGUCUAUUAAGGCUAGGGAGAUGAAGGAUAAGGCAGAGCAUUUCGGGCAGCAGCAUGCCACCGGUUCACAAGCUUCCUGAGCUUGAAGAAUCUUUGAUUUGGAGAAAUUAAAGAUUGGUUUUGUUAAUGCCUGUUUCUUAAAAUUUUAAGGUGUUCUUAAAUUGUUGUUUUGGUGACUUUAAGGUAUCUUUUGUUAGUGCUAGUAUGAAAGACUCAAUAAUUUUUUUAGUAUCGAAAAUUAAGCUCUUCUUCUAUUUCCUCUCAA